Messenger RNA from Oikopleura dioica, 204 nucleotides. NCBI's taxonomy places the organism in Eukaryota, Metazoa, Chordata, Appendicularia, Copelata, Oikopleuridae. The record is from the annotation of a GenBank genome assembly.
AUGAAUGAGAUUUGCGAAGACAAACAACCACAGCUGCUCUGUCUUCAAACUAUUCUAGUCAGACACGGCGAGGGCCCAUGCCAUCGUCUAUCACCUAAAGAAAAGGCUCUUUGUCCAAAAACAUGUCAGACUUGCAAUGGACCUGGUUGCCAGCCAACUCUAAGUUUACCGAUUUAUCUGGACCAUCGUCUAUGUCUUACAUGA